AUGAAUAGAUCAAGAAGUAUUUCACCAAUUAGAAAUAAAUCACCAGUACGACUAAAUAAUUCACCAUCUAGACUUGUAAAGUUAAAAACUCCACUGCUAAUUCCCAAUGUUCCAGUUAGAUCUGGGUCUCCUGAACGAAGGUUAAAAAUUGAUCAAAUGGAACAAGAUAGGAAAAGAUUAUUAACUGAGGAUAAUAAUAGUCUACUAGAUAAAAAGAAAUCGAAAUUGGUUAAAUUCGAUGAUACUAUUGAAUCAAAUACUGAAGAAAGUGAAAAUACUUUAGGUUUAAUACUUGAUACUUUGAAAAACAUACAGAGUAAAUUGGAUAAUUUAAAUAAUAGAAUGAAAUUGAUAGAGGAAAAACUAGAGAAAAGGUAA
Messenger RNA from Insectozyma verbasci, 378 nucleotides. The record is from the annotation of a GenBank genome assembly. NCBI's taxonomy places the organism in Eukaryota, Fungi, Ascomycota, Pichiomycetes, Serinales, Debaryomycetaceae.